Molecule: messenger RNA, 1272 nt
Organism: Aspergillus alliaceus
Lineage: Eukaryota; Fungi; Ascomycota; Eurotiomycetes; Eurotiales; Aspergillaceae
Exons: 1
Coding region: 1-1272 (423 amino acids)
Source: RefSeq, a predicted model, not a curated record
AUGGAUGGACCUGAAAAAUGCCUCCUACGGUUUCCUCACGGAUACCAGGGACAAAGGCACCUGGAUAUGUUUACAGAGAUACACGUUGAAAGCGUAUUAAGUGGGCAGGUACUCGCACAAUACGCGAGAAGGGCAUGGCAACGGCUGCGCUACAAGCAUCCAAGUAUGGCUGCUCAUUCCAUUAUUGACCGGCUGGAAUACAAAAAGCCCACGCAGGUGGAUUUGUGGGAUUGGUUACAAGAGACCUUUAUUGUACUUGACAAACCUCAUGUCAGCGUAUAUGAGGUUAUCAAUGCGCCGCACAAUCAACGAACUCCAACCAUGUUCUUCCUCCUGCAAUCCGCUACCUUCGUACUCUACGUCCCCCAUCAUUACAAUGACGCACUCGGCAUGGCAAUCUUCUGCAACGAUUUCCUUCAGGAGAUAUCGAAAGACGUGAUCGAGCCUCAAAAGAACCCCCAGUUUGGGGACGAAGCUUCAAAUCUAGCCCCUUGUCUCGAGGAAGUGGAAUGUGUAGAGCCCACGCCGGAACACAGAGCAAAAGUCAGAUCAGCCUUGAAGGAUUUGUGGACCACCUCUGGUUCUCUGUCACCCAGAAGCACAACCCACGAAGUAUUUCCCGGCAAGACUAACUGGCAAGACCUAAUCCUGGAUGACAUCGAGACCUCUCGAUUAGUUCACUCCGCGAAAGCAAAUAAUAUCACGGUGACUCAUGCCGUUCACGCGGCACUGGUCCAGGCAACGGCCACUCAAGACCAAAAAUGCAGAAAGGAUUUCCUCUCUGCAAUAUUUUUUAACCAGAGAUCUUACACAGGUCAAUAUCCUGGCAAAAUCUGCCUCGACUUCGCCUUGAGGAUUGGAGUCUGGGGAAUUAAAAUUAGACCCCUGUGGUUCAUGCUCACUGCCGACCUGUUGAAAGAAAAAUAUGAGUCGUUGAAAAAUGAACAUUAUCCCACAUCCCUAACCUGGUCAGAGUUUACCUCUCAUUUCCUGAGUGGAAAUUCCAACUCUAUUGUGCACAUUAUCACUAGUCCGGGACGUUUGGAUCGCUACGUUUCUAUGGACUAUGGCCCCAUCCAGGUCAAGAAUAUUCACUUUAUUCUUCAGCAUCAAAUGCAAGGGAUAAUUGCGAUUAUCCAGUCAUUUGCCGGACGCCUCAGACUCAGGGUCGAGUAUAACGAGUCCUAUUUUCGUCAGGAAGAUAUUACGGGUUACUUAGCCCUUGUAAAAAGGGAGCUGUUCACUGGUAUGCGGAUGGUUGAUAUGAUUUGA